UAGCAAUAAGGGAAGCCAAUUAAGACAUGGGAUUUCAUAGGCUUCAAAAUGCUCUUUUAUUUCUCUUGGAGAUCAUACUACUACUAAUAAUAUCAUCAUCAUCUCCCUUUAUAUUAUGUGACGAUGAUCUUAUCAAUCUUAAUUCUCCAUUACCCCCUAAUUUUCUCUUUGGCACUGCUUCUUCUUCUUACCAGUUUGAAGGCGCUUACUUAGCCGAUGGCAAAGGGUUAGGUAAUUGGGACGUUUAUACGCACAUACCAGGUAACAUAAUCGAUGGAAGCAAUGGAGAUAUAGCCGUGGACCAUUAUCACCGUUAUCUGGAAGACGUAAAUCUAAUGUCGUCCCUUGGAGUUAACAGCUAUCGAUUCUCUAUUUCAUGGUCCAGAAUCUUGCCCAAAGGAAUAUAUGGCGACGUCAAUCCAGAAGGAGUAAACUUCUACAGCAAACUAAUUGAUGCUCUGCUACUUAAAGGGAUUGAGCCAUUUCUAACAUUGACACAUUAUGAUAUUCCCCAAGAGCUUGAGGAUAGAUAUGGAGGUUGGCUAAGUCCAAAAUCACAAAAUGACUUCACGUACUUUGCUGAGACAUGUUUCAAACAAUUUGGCAAUCGGGUCAAGUAUUGGGUGACCUUUAAUGAGCCAAACAUACAAGCUAUGUCGGGUUACCGCUUCGGUACAAAUCCACCAUCUCGAUGCUCAACCCACUUUGGAAACUGUUCAAAUGGGGAUUCAGAGAGGGAGCCCUUUAUAGCAGCCCAUAACAUGAUCCUAUCCCAUGCAGCCGCCGUUCAUGUUUACAGGACCAAAUACCAGAAAGAGCAGGGAGGUAGUAUUGGGAUCGUCUUGCAGGCAUUAUGGCAUGAACCCUUAAGCAACUCCAUGGCAGACAAGGCAGCUGCUGAAAGAGCUCGAUCCUUCACAUUGAACUGGUUUCUGGACCCAAUCAUACAUGGUAAAUAUCCAGCUGAGAUGGAAGACAUUGCAGGAUCUGUCUUGCCUAAAUUUUCAACUAGUGACCAGGAGAAACUGAAUAUGGCAUUGGAAUUUAUAGGCAUCAAUCACUACACUAGUUACUAUGUCCAGGACUGUAUCAAUUCUUCUUGUGAACCUGGGUUUGGAGUCUCCUGGACUGAAGGUUUGUACCAACAAAGUUCAGAAAGAACAGGGGUCCCCAUUGGAGAAUCUCUGCCUGGUACAGUAGAUUGGAUAAAUGUCUACCCACAAGGAAUGGAGAAAAUUGUUACUUAUGUAAUGGAAAGAUACAAUAACACACCAAUGUUCAUUACAGAAAAUGGGUAUGGUUUCGCUGAGAAUCUUGAAACCAACACCAAAGAAACUCUACAUGAUGACUACAGAGUGAAGUAUAUGGCUGACUACUUAGAUGCUCUGUUGACAGCAGUGAGAAAAGGAGCAGAUGUAAGGAGUUACUUUGCCUGGUCUUUGCUUGAUAAUUUUGAGUGGAAAUAUGGAUACACAGUAAGGUUUGGACUUCACCAAGUAGAUUAUGCCACGCUGAAGAGAAGCAAGAAACUAUCAGCAACUUGGUACAAGGAAUUUAUUGAAAAGCACAAGGGAAAGGUCAUAAUUCCACAACAUAAUGGAGAAGGCUUCCAAUACUAAGGAAUUCACAUAUUUCUUCCAAUUUUUUUUUAUCUUGGAGAGAAGUAAUAGAAAACUUCAUUACAUAGCUGUUGUAUAAAUGAAAUGACUAUGCAGUUUAUCCUAUAUGCAAGUCACUUCAUGUUUGCUUUUCCGGUAUUACAAAAACUUUCUUUAGUUCUUCAGCAUGCUGGGCUGGCUAACAAUCAGCUUAAAUCCA
Molecule: messenger RNA, 1818 nt
Organism: Humulus lupulus (European hop)
Lineage: Eukaryota; Viridiplantae; Streptophyta; Magnoliopsida; Rosales; Cannabaceae
Product: beta-glucosidase 46-like
Exons: 12
Coding region: 27-1619 (530 amino acids)
Biological process (GO): carbohydrate metabolic process
Molecular function (GO): beta-glucosidase activity
Source: RefSeq, a predicted model, not a curated record